UUUACCUCAGUUGAACAACAUUUCUUGCAAACCAGAGCAGUUCCAGAACAUGCUGACCAAUGGCCUUCCACUAUUGGUUUCAUUUUCCCUGAAGUGCUUGCUAAUUCCAACAGACACUCAGUUGGAUGCAAUUCUGAAAGCGUUCAGUUCCGACAGAAACAGGAGGAUGGCUGGAGCUGUCAGGGGAUUGAUCUCACCCAAACCCUGCCCCCAGCCAAUUUGCCCCUCCCUGAGUUCAGGAAUUUUCACCUUCUCUCUCUCUCCCUCUCACUCUCUGUCAGUUUACUGGAGGGCAAGGUUUGAAGGUACGGGAGCGGCCAGCGGGAAUGUGCUGAUCGGAUGGGGAGAAAUGGGGACACAGAACCAAGGUGAUUGGAUGAGCUCCCAAUGUUUAGCUGAUCCAUGGAUAUCAAGGGACCAAAGGCAAUCUCAUUCAUUAACAUAGUGCUCCUCCUGACAGCGGCUGGCUGUGCUUUGAAUGUCAAUCUGAGAGAGGAUGUGACCUAUGGGAUCAGCGGGCAGCCCAUUCUCCUUGAGGCGGCCUAUCACGUGGGGCCCUCGAACAGACUGCACAGCAUCAUCUGGAAGGUGGACAACGUGGGCGCUACCCGUAUCCUCCAGUACAUCGUUAGCAAGAACACAACCAUCCCAUCCAGCCCUUACCGCACUCGCAUCCAAUUUGACAGCGAGACCGGCUCCCUCCGGCUCUCCAACUUCACCCCGCUUGACCAGGGCACCUACCAGAUCACAGUGACCGCUGACGAUGGCGCUGAGGACAAAGCCUCCACUCUGGUGACCAUGUACGAGCGCAUUGCAGGGGUCACGGUCACCAUGACCCCCAACGUUACCAACUCCAUGCGGAACGUAACUCUCAGUUGCUCUGUGGAAGGUGGCACACGACCGGAAUUCUCCUGGACUAAGGACUGGAAGAACAUCACGGAGACGGAGAGAUUGUCCAUUGGGAAUUCUGGACAGACUCUUGAGCUGUACAUGCUCAGUGCGGAGGACUGUGGGAUCUACACCUGCCUGGUCACCAAUCAACUGAACAGCCAGACGCAAAGUCUGAGCCUAUUAGCAUCUCCAAGCUUCCCGCAGUGCAGUCCAGAUUGGGCUUUGACGAAGAGACAUCAUUACCUGCUCGUCAUCAUAACCGUGGCCUCUGGCAUCGUCUUGAUGAGCUUGUUGAUAUAUUCCACAAAGGUCGGUAAGAUCGCUCUCCAGAGAACCAGGUCAAAGUAAGCAGCCAGCGAGGGGCCGAAUGUUUGAAUCCAGCACAUCAUCGCAAGCAAUGCUGCACCUCCCUCAGAUAUUUGCCACCGCGGUUUGAAAAUGUCACUGACCAGGAUAGGAUCCCUGACCAUUUUUUGAGUCACCCAGUCUCAUCCGUUCAACUGUUUCCUUUGUGAGCAUUAUCACCAACAAGACAGCAUGGUGAAGCCGUGAGAGAGCUACCUAUCUCUGACGGCGGUUGAAAGUUAAGGAUCGUCAUGUCUCAGACGAGGGUGAGACCCUUCAUGGCCUGGUCAGCCAGAGCAGGAACUGAACCCACGGUGCGGCGGCUAUCACAAUGCUUGAACAAUCUGGCCCACCCAGCGUGCUGAGCUAACCGACCCUGACUGAUGCUGCAAUCCUUAACCUCACACACUUCGCUUCAAUCUCAACUCAAGCCCCUUCACUGGUUCCUUCGAAUAAUUCACUCAGGGGAUGUGGGUGUUGCUGGUUCGACCCAGCAUUUAUUGCCCAUCCCGGAUUGUCCAGGUGGGGGCAGUUCAGAGUCAACCGCAUUCACUGUAGGUCUGGAGUCACGCGUUGGCCCAGACCAGUAGGGCUGGCAGUUUCCUUCCCUGUAGGACAUUAGUGAACCAGAUGGGAUUUACCGGCAAUGUAUUCAUGAUCAUCAUUCAAUUUUUAAUUCCAGACGUUUAUUGAGUUUAAUAUUUUACUGUAGCAGAAUUCGAAUCCAGCCCCCCCCACACACAGCGUUACCUGGGUCUCAGGAUUAACAGUCCAACGAUAAUACCACUGGGACAUCGCCUCUCCUCAUCCAUCCCCAACUGAUGCUGCAUCCCUUACCUUCCUGGACAUCUCCCUCUUUGCCCCCUUUCCACAACCACACUGAUACCUCUUCCUGUCCGGAAACUGUCGAAUUCACAAACUCAGCGGUCUCUCCAAGUGGAGGAUAACAGCGCCAUCUCUCCCUGCCCGGAAAGCCCGGCAUUCCAGCCCAGCACCUCUGCCAGAAACACGGGCAGGAAUGCUCCGGUCGGGAUCGACGCACUAGGAACCGAAGAUGGAGGCGUUGACUCCUGCUGUGACGACGGGGACAGAGUGUCCCCACAGCGCAGCCAAUUCCAGCUGAACUACGGAGCAUUUAUCCACCCUUCCCGAGCUUAGUGAAGCGGAGCGGGCACUUGACGAGGGAUUUUGGGAAGGGGAGCUGGCGGAGGAGAGCCGGAGAGUUACCCCAAUCGGGAAUUCGACAGCUGCGGUGAGAGGGAGGGCUGACGAGAGAGAGGGUGGGGAGAGGGGGUUUUGCCAACACUUUGGCAUGGGGAUGGACAGCACAUACUGAAUAAUCCCAAGAGCACCAUUUGCUACAAUAACCCCCGAUUCGGGCCAAAUGCUGGUGAUCCCAAGUGAUACCGCAGACUGGGCUGGCCAGCGGGCAAACUGACUCAGACUGGCACUGCGGGUGAAUGUCAGUUUACCAGGUAUACAGAGGUGUCAUAUGCCUACGCUUUGCAAUAGCCCAGAAUGAGAGCAGCUGUUGGUUGUUUGAAGGAGUGGGCAGGACGUGUAGAAUAAUCCUGCCCGUGCCGAUGGAGACUGUAACCAUCAAUAAAUCAGAAAGCCAAUAA
This is a messenger RNA of Chiloscyllium plagiosum (whitespotted bambooshark), 2858 nucleotides long. Its product is annotated as hepatic and glial cell adhesion molecule-like. The record is from RefSeq and is a predicted model, not a curated record. NCBI's taxonomy places the organism in Eukaryota, Metazoa, Chordata, Chondrichthyes, Orectolobiformes, Hemiscylliidae.